CCAAUGCUAGGCAGCACGUGCAUGUGGCAGUGCGUCUUGCUGGUGUGCUGAAAGCCUGCUUUUCCCAGCGCAGACUGCAAAGUUCAGGCACAGCAGGGGAACAUAUAAUUAAACAGAGCCAGACUGUUCAGUGGGCAGUCAGUCACGGAUAUUUAAUUAGCCAGGGCUGGCGGCUGCUUAGGUUCUUGGCUGUGGAUGGAAGAUCAACAACUGGCAGGUUCCGUAGGUUUAAUGUACGUGGCAGUUGCAUUAAACCCAAGAUCACAAAUACGUGCUGAUAUGUUAUGUUGGAAAAAAUUAUCGAAAAUAGCAGGACACUAAACUGGCAUUGCAUUUAUUUACUUAUCAUUACUUUACAUUACGAUCCCUUUUGAGUACUGAGUGUUUUUGUUAUUGCAUCUUGCUUACUAUGUGCCAAUGAUAAAUAAAAGAGGGGCUAUUCAUUAAUGCACGAAUGGAUGUCCAAUAAACAAAAUGUGAUUGUAAUUUGUAAUUUAGCUUAGGUUUGUCAGUUGGGUAUUCAUUUAAGUCAAUUUUGUGUCAAAUUUAGAGAUCAACACUCUAUGUUGAUUGAUUAAUAUAUUUGAUGUUUAUUAAAAACCAAGUUCAAAAUGCCGAGUUUCAUGGAACAGAAAUUCAUACAUUCAAUAAAUUAUAGUCUGACAUUUCAGCCUUUUUUGCAAGUGGUAUUGUUGGGAUGGCACAUCCUCUGACAUUCUAUAUUUAAAAGACAUUUAUAUUCGGGAAAGUAGUGUGUGGGCACAGGCAAGUCUGCCUACUCCAUUUAAAUAUUUAAUUUGAAUAUUUAAAGUCUUAAUUUAAUUUAUUUUCAGCAGGUUCUUAAAGACACACGAUUGAUUUCGACACAUAAAUCCCUAUUCCUAUAACCAAUACAGCUUAUGUUAGCUUUUAUGCUACAAGCAAUCUUUGGGUGUAGCCUCUCCAAUUUUCUAAAAAAACUUUAAAGUGGUUUGAAGAAACACUGCUUUUCCAGGAUCGACAGCCUGGCCCCUCUGUUACCACUGAGACAACACAGAGAUUUAACUUCCAUCUUUUUUGUACAAAUCUAUAGAUGGCAGUGUACAAAUAUAAUGUAGUCUCCAGUCUUGGGAUUCCUGGCAUGUUAAGGGGCGAGGCAACUAUUGGAGACAACUUAAUUUACUGCAGCUCCACUGCUGGUCGACUGCCCCACAGAGAUGCAAAAUGGCACAAUCAGUACAGGAGUCGAAAAAAAGGCACCUAAAUCCUUUGCCCUCAUUUCUAUGCUAACCCAAAGCCCCAAGCUUGUAAUAAAUCCAGCAUCCAUGUCAAGCUACCCAUAUUCUACAAUUGCUGGAUUGUGGAGAGGGAGAUACAAAGGGAAAGAAGGAAGGGGAAAAAAGAUAUGACUGAAUGGGAAAGGAAGAGGAGAGAAUGGGACAUAAGAUAUAACUGAAAUUAGGAAGGGAUAUAAGAAGAUAUGUUUUAUGUGUCUAUUAUUUUAGAUGUACUCAUUUGCAAAUAUAAAAAUUUAAGUAACUGCAGGGUAAUGUAUGGCUUUUAAUACAUAGUUCCUUGCAUAAAAAUGAUACUAUGUAUUCAUUAGUUUUUAUGACAACACAUGGUCACUAUGAAGCAAUGCUUCAAAAUAUUAAUUCCUGGUAAGCAAAUAAUAUUAUUCACUGGGGAUUCACAAAAUCACCAAUUUACUCUGGCAUCCAGUGAACUGCACAGCUGCGGAAAUGUAUCUUUAAAAGGGAAAUCCCAUUUGCAAAUUUCAAUUAAAAGUGUGGAGUGAGUGUUAUAUUUAGUAGGUUACAAAUUAAUCAUUGGAACGUUUCCCUCCCAAAUCCAACACAACAUACACAUGCAAGAAAAUGCCUUGCACACUCUGAAGAGUAUUUUGGUUCAAGAAACAGACCUAAUAGCUAUGUAUAUUAGACGCCAGGUCAAGUACCACAGUCUAAUACUAACUUGAAAGACCACUAUAGUGCCAGGAAAACAUUCUUGUUUUCCUGGCACUAUAGUGCCCUGAGGGUGCCCCCACCCUCAGGGUCCCACUCCUUACCUUUCUCCAGCGCCGGGCUCCCUCGGUGCUGGAGACUCUCCGUCUCCUUUCCCCGUCAUCCGCGCAGGCAUUCAGCCAGUCUCAUAGGAAAGCAUUCUCAAUGUUUUCCUAUGGACGCUGGCAUCUUCUCACGGAAGUGCCUCUAGCGGCUGUCAAUGAGACAGCCACUAGAGGAUGGUUUAGCCUGUAGGUAAACAUAGCAGUUUCUCUGAAACUGCUAUGUUUACAGCAGCAAGUGUUAAUCCUAGAUGGACCAGGCACCCAGACCACUUCAUGAGGCUGAAGUGGUCUGGGUGCCUAUAGUGGUCCUUUAAUAAUAGAUGUGACCGAUUUCCAUGGCCAAGGUAAGGCCAGGAGUUUUAUUUGUAAUAAACACAGAGAAGCACAGUUGUGUGUUGGUCAAUGGCUACAGCAAUGUAUUAAAGAGAAACUGUUUCUUCUCUGGAAUAAAAGAGUAAAAAGUAUCUAUAAUUCGUGUUAAGCUUUUUAAUAAAAAGCUCUAUUUAAAAAUAAAAUUAUAUUACAGAUUUAGCAAAUUACAUCAUAAUACAAUUCUGACAAGGCAAAGCUAGGGUAAACAUUGCAAUUAAAGAGAACUAAAAACAUUUUUACAAUUCUCAUCUUCUCUGUAUACUGCCUGUGAUGGUAAUCACCAGGGCCAGAUUAAGAGCCCAGUGGGCCUGGUGCUGACAAUUAUGAGGGGCCUAAUUACAACAUCUUAUUGACCAAAAACACUAAAACAGUCCUACCUCCCAAGCGUGAUCUAUCUGAUGGAGAUGGUGCUGCAGGGAAACUCAUAGGAUGCAGCUAUGAGAAAACACAUACCCUACACUAAUCUCACGCUUUCAUCUUUCAAGUAAAUCCAUACCCACUAACUGCAGUGUCCAGUAAAGCAGGAAGUCUAUGGAUGUGAUAAAAGGGUGGGCCACUGACGCAAAUCACAUAACCAGAACUGCCGAAAGGGGUGAACAUACCCCAAAAGGGGGCAUGUCUGUGUCCCCAUGUCUCCCAGUCCCUUAGUGUCUGUGUCCCCAUGUCUCAAAGUGUUACUAGGACACUAGGGGACAUUGAGAGACAUGGGGACACUGGGAGACAUGGGGACACUGAGAUACUAGGGAACACUGGGAGACCUGGGGACACUGAGACACUUGGGGACACUGGGAGACAUGGAGACACUGGGCGACUUGGAGACACAAGGGGACACUGGGAGACAUGGGGCAAUGAGACACUGUGAUACAUAGGGACACUGUGAUAUAUAGGGGACACUGUGAUAUAUAGAUGACACUGGAGAAUUGAUAAAGACCUGGGUACAGGUCAAAAUGUUGCAGUGUCCAAUAAACCUGCUUAAAUCUAUCACAGUGAGUGCCUGAGAUUUUUUCUUUUAUACUAGGGGACACUGAGACACUUGGGGGCACUGGGAAACAUUGGGACACUGUGAGACGUGGGGCACUGAGACACUCUGAUACAUAGGGGGCACUGGAGACUUGAUAAAGACCUGGGUCCAGGUCGAAGCAUUGCGGUGUCCAAUAAACCUGCUUAAAUCUAUCACAGUGAGUGCCUGAGAUUUUUUUCUUUUAUACUAGGGGACACUGAGAGACAUGGGGACAUUGGGAGACAUUGGGACACUGGAAAACUAGGGGACUUUGGGAGACUAGGGUCCCUUGGGAGACAUGGGGCCACUGUGUCCCUAGUGUCUCAGGGUCCCUAUGUUCCCCAGGGUCCCUAUGUUCCCCAGUGUCCCUAUAUCUCCCAGUGUCCCCAAGUCUCACAGUUUCCCCUAGUGUCUCAGUGUCCCCAAGUCUCCAAGUGCCCCCUGGUGUCUCAGUGUCACCAAGUAUCCCUAUGUUUCCCAGUGUCCCCAAGUCUCUCAGUUUCCCCUAUUGUCUGUGUCCCCAGGUCUCCCAGUGCCCCCUAGUGUCUCAGUGUCCCCAUGUCUCACUGUGUCCCCUAGUGUCUCAGUGUCCCCUAGUGUCUGUGUCUCCAUGUCUCCCUGCAGCCUUUCCCCCCACUUACCUGAGCUUUGGCUGUCUCUGCAGGCUCGGGGCUGCUGUCUGGACUCUGUGCAGAGCUGCUUCCCCAGCCCAUGGAAUAGGCCCAUUGAUUUAAAAAAAAAAAAAUUAAAUCAAUGUGCCUAUUCCAUGGGCUUGGGCCUGGAGCUGCAGCUCCAUCAGCCCCUAUGUUAAUCCGGCCCUGGUAAUCACCAUCACCAGGAGUUUCAGAUGAACACUUUAUGUAGGACCCUGGACUACUCCAAUGUCUAAGUCACCUUGUGCCCAUUACAGGUGCAGG
Molecule: messenger RNA, 4336 nt
Organism: Pelobates cultripes (western spadefoot toad)
Lineage: Eukaryota; Metazoa; Chordata; Amphibia; Anura; Pelobatidae
Source: the annotation of a GenBank genome assembly